Sturnus vulgaris (Common starling) is the source of this 1140-nucleotide messenger RNA. Lineage: Eukaryota; Metazoa; Chordata; Aves; Passeriformes; Sturnidae. The record is from RefSeq and is a predicted model, not a curated record.
AUGAGGGGCCGGGGGACGGGAGCAGCAGAUCGGGGAAGCAGGAACGCACGGGGGAGUGGGGGACAAGACGAGGAUCACCGACGGCAGAGCUGGGACAGGCCGCGGCGGUGGCCCAAGAGCGGCCGGCCCCGCCAGGCCCAAGCGCGGCCUCGCCCCCAGGCCGAGGCGGCGGCCAAACCGGCGGCUACGGCCGGCUCCGUCCCGGGGCGGCGGCACCACCAUCGCAGCGGCGGGAGGGCGCGGUGCGGUGCCCGGUGCGGCAUCCGGCAGCCCCGCUCCCCCCCGCGGCGGCGGCGGCCUCUGCCAAGGACACGUGUCACUGCCGGCCGCAACCGCGGCCCCGCAGGCACCGGCGGCGGCACGGGAGGACAGGCGCGGCGGGGCGGGGGCGACAAGGCUCGCAACACAUGCGGCGGCGGCGCCGGGCCUAGGCGGGCGCGGCGCCGGGAGCACGUGUGCGGCGGUGGCGGCGGCGGGGCGCACCGGCCGGCACGUGGGCGCGGACCGACGCCGCCGCCGCGGGAUCACUGGGACGUGGGGACCAUCGGGACGAGCGGGGCCCAGCGCAGCAGCGAAGCGAAGCACGGGACAGGGCGUGGGAAGGGGGUGGCGGCGGCGGGGCGGCACCCACGUGGUGGCGGCGGCGGCGACGCGACAAGGCCCGGCGGAGCGAAGCCCGGGGAAGGGGGGGGAAUAGGGCGGCACGCGCGGCCCCGGUACCGGCGCCCCCCCCACCCCCCGCGGGGCGCGCGCCCGCCCCGCCCCCGCCCGUUACCUUCAGUCUCCUUCAGCGCGCGCGGCCCGACGCAGCCGCAGCGCAGCGCAGCACGACCAUUUCCGGAGCCGCGCCGCGCGCAGGGGGCGGGGCCGCGGGGCCGCGCGCCCGCCGCCGCCGCGGGGGAGGGGCGCACGGGGGCGGGGCCGCCACGCCCGGAGCCGCGCCGGGCCCCGCCCCCGCCCCGCACCCACUCAGGGACCGGCACCAGCGGCACCUGCACCCAUUCGGUGCUUGGCACCACCGAGACCCGGCCUCACCCAGGACCUCCGCCCACCCAGAACUUCACAGUGCCCCGGCGUGCACUCACGCGUGCUCCAUCCAGCCUUGGCCACAGCCGUGGCCGCACCCUCGUGCACCAGUAA